This is a messenger RNA of Trichophyton rubrum CBS 118892, 1023 nucleotides long. RefSeq lists its product as uncharacterized. Gene Ontology annotation, biological process: mitochondrial L-ornithine transmembrane transport. The record is from RefSeq and is a predicted model, not a curated record. Gene Ontology annotation, molecular function: L-ornithine transmembrane transporter activity. The transcript is spliced from 2 exons. Bases 1 to 1023 code for a protein of 340 amino acids. NCBI's taxonomy places the organism in Eukaryota, Fungi, Ascomycota, Eurotiomycetes, Onygenales, Arthrodermataceae.
AUGGACGGAGACUCUCUGCCGGCGGUGAAGCAGAAGCCCACCAUUCACACUAUGAACGUCGAACUGUCCGACCUGCCCGUACGAGCACAGCAUCAUGGCAUCGAUGCGGUCAAGGACAUUGUUUUCGGCUCUAUCGCUGGCAUGGUUGGAAAAUACAUAGAGUACCCCUUCGAUACCGUCAAAGUGCGAUUACAGUCUCAGCCAGACGGCCUUCCCCUCCGCUAUACCGGUCCCAUCGACUGUUUCCGUCAGUCCCUGCGGCAAGAAGGCAUACAGGGACUUUAUCGUGGCAUCAGUGCGCCCCUUCUCGGCGCAGCUAUCGAAAAUAGCUCUCUCUUCUUCAGCUACCGCCUCACACAACACUUAGCCCGGGACUAUGUCUACGGCGGUCUGGAGAAGCUUCCAUACACCGCCCUGCUGGUCUGCGGUGCAGCAUCCGGCGCAUUCACCUCGAUUCUCCUCACGCCCGUCGAGCUGGUCAAGUGCAAAAUGCAAGUUCCCGCGGGCCAGCGUCAAGGCAAAGCAAUGGGCCCUCUAGCCAUCGUCUCAGCUGUGUUUCGAACACAUGGCGUUCUCGGCCUUUGGCGUGGACAGCUUGGUACCCUCAUCCGUGAAACCGGCGGCUCUGCGUCUUGGUUUGGCGGCUAUGAAGGCGUAUCCGCUCUAUUUCGACAUUAUAACCCCGCUGUUUCACUGCAGGGAAAGCAGGGGAUGGCAGACGAUCUGCCACCUUUGCCAGUAUACCAGCAGAUGAUUGCCGGGGCUACCGCUGGCGUUCUCUAUAAUUUUAUCUUCUUCCCGGCAGACACUAUCAAGUCACGCAUUCAGACAGAAGAUAUAGCUGCACACUCGGCUAAAAGUAGUGCUAAGAUGCCCUCUUUCUGGUCUGUGGGAAAGGCGGUCUGGAGACAGCACGGUAUCGCUGGUUUAUAUCGUGGCUGCGGUAUCACGGUUGCUCGAUCGGCACCCAGCUCAGCCUUUAUCUUUUCCAUAUACGAAGGCUUGAAGGCUCACUUCCAGUAG